This is a messenger RNA of Aplysia californica (California sea hare), 1375 nucleotides long. RefSeq names its product phospholipase B1, membrane-associated. The record is from RefSeq and is a predicted model, not a curated record. Lineage: Eukaryota; Metazoa; Mollusca; Gastropoda; Aplysiida; Aplysiidae. Gene Ontology annotation, biological process: phospholipid metabolic process. Gene Ontology annotation, molecular function: glycerophospholipase activity.
GAAGGCUCACACUUUAUCAGAAAGUCGUGGCUUGAGGGGACAAGGGGUCGGAGAGCCAAGGAGACCCCUAGAUUAGAAGCUCGAGAAGAGAGAGAAAGAGUGAGACUAUACUCUUUUUUGGAUCAACUAUGAAGUCAUUCGCUUUAGGAGUGUGUCUGUGUUUACUGAGCGCAGUUUUCAGCGCUCGGAUAAAACCAGAUUUUGCCCGGAGAGAGGCCGAGAUUGUGGGACGCCUCCUGGAGUUGUCCAAGAAUGAAACCUUCCUCAGGCUUUACCAGGAUACCUUUCUGGGCGAACCACAGUGCAUGAACUCAGACCCGGUGAUGUGAAGCUGGUCGCUGCGCUGGGAGACUCGCUCACGGCAGGGAGAGGUUCUUCAGGAGGUAUCGUAGGACUAUUGAUUGAUUACAGAGGUUUAUCCUGGAGCGUUGGUGGCGAUGGCUCGAUCGAAGACACAAGGACUCUCGCAAACGUUCUUCGGCAAUACAACCCGGAUCUCAAAGGCUUUUCUACAGGUGUGGGGGGUCCCAACAGUGAUGCCGCUCAUCUCAACGUCGCCGUGACCGGGGAUGAAUCCCACGAACUCAUGGCCCAGGCAACGGAUCUUGUGGACAAGCUACAAUCUGACUCCAGUGUAGACUUCAACAACGACUGGAAGGUCAUCACGGUGUUCAUAGGGGGCAAUGAUCUCUGUGCAGCUUGCACGGACGAGGCGAAGUACAGCGUGGAAAAGUAUAAGGAAAACCUCCAGGAGACCCUGGACUACCUCCACAGCAACGUGCCCAGAGCCUUCGUCAACCUGGUCGAGGUGCUAAAUAUAGAGAUAGCCAAGGACCUGGCGGAGGGGCUGGUGUGUCAGGCCAUCCACGGCUUUCUGUGCACCUGUGCAACCAAUCCGAGCAGCCCAGAAGCAGAACAACAGUUGGUGGAACUCAAGAACCAGUACCAGGGGGCAGCACGCGACCUCGCCUCCUCUGGCCGCUAUGACACCAAGGAUGACUUCACCGUCGUUUUGCAACCGUUUUACCGCGACACCUACCUGCCGUACAAGCCUGAUGGUACAAUCGACUACUCUUACUUCGCGUCGGACUGUUUCCAUCACAGCAAGAAGGGGCAAGAGGCGACAGGAGGAGCCCUAUGGAACAAUAUGGUGGAGCCUGUGGGAGAGAAACGGCUGAACUGGAUGCCAGAGGAGCCUCUGGAAUGUCCUACAGAAGACUCCCCGUAUCUAUACACGGCUAAAAAUAGCCCGUCAAUGAAGGUGGUUGGUAGCCAGUAGAACCAGACAUUCAAGCGGUAGAAUGCAAACAACGCUGUGUAGAGUAAGCGGGUAUUGAGGACUUCUUCGAAUCCUAUUACACUUUGUUGCUAAGUG